Messenger RNA from Arabidopsis lyrata subsp. lyrata, 2580 nucleotides. Its product is annotated as F-box protein At2g40910. NCBI's taxonomy places the organism in Eukaryota, Viridiplantae, Streptophyta, Magnoliopsida, Brassicales, Brassicaceae. The record is from RefSeq and is a predicted model, not a curated record. The transcript has 3 exons. Bases 582 to 1931 code for a protein of 449 amino acids. Gene Ontology annotation, molecular function: protein binding.
UUCUUAACCCAAUCUCUCUGUAGUUGCUAUAGUUUGUUGUAUCUUUUCAGCUGGAAGAUAUUGUAGUUGCAUCACUUGUGCUGAUUCGAAUUUAGCCUUGAGAGUUAAUGCUUAUCUCGGUUUCAUGAAUGACUGCUGUUGUUUAUAUGGCCAAAGUUUAAAAGGGACAACUGCUUUCUAACAGAAUGGACCAAACCAAUUAAGGAUUGUGGUUAAGAGUCAAUUAGCACACGAACCAACGGCUUAUAACAGAAUGAACCAAACCAAUCAAGGAUAGUGGUUAAGAGUUAACUAGCACGUGAACCGACGCUUAGCUUGUGAUUAUGUAAAUAUUACUAAUUAUUAUUUCCUUAAAUUCCUUUUUACCUUUUCUACAUUUACCUAAAGAGAUAAUAAGACUUCACAAACAAAAGCCCUAAUUUCAAAAGCCCUAGUUUCUCUUCCGACUGCACAAAUUCAAAAGCCCUAGUUUCGAUUUCUGGAGUCUUUGCUCUUUUGUUUGUAAUUUUGGUGUUAAAGUUUGCAAUUUUUUUUGACGGAAAAGCAAAAGUUUGGAAAUUUGAGCUGAAGAGUUAAAAGAGAUGAAGAGAAGAAGGAGGGAUUUGAAACAAGCGGCGGAGUCAGAGCAGGAGGAACGUCAGAGCAUUGCCCACGUCGUCUCUCUCAGAGAUUCCGAUCAACUUCAGAUAAUGGAUGUAAAAGGAUGUUAUAACUCAUUAGCAUUGUUUCCAGCCCAAUUUCCUAUCAUACGAGAGAGAAGAAAAAGGAGAAAAUAUAUGUGCGAGAUUCCUUCGGAUCUCUUGAUGGAAAUUGUUAUGAGAUUGCCAGCAAAGUCCAUGGUGAGGUUCAAGUGCAUCUCCAAGCAGUGGUCAUCCUUCAUCUCUUGUCGAUAUUUUUGUAACCGUUUAUUUACUACUGUCACACGACAACAACAACCACAAGUAUACAUGUGUUUAGUGGACCAAGGCGGGCAACGUGUGCUGCUAUCCUUAUCAUCAACGUCUCCAGACAACACUUGUUAUGUGGUCGACCAAGAUUUGAGCAUCACUGGGAUGGGAGGCGUCUUCUUGAAUGCUGUCCGUGGCUUGUUGUGUUUCUCAGUAAGAAAAAAGGCAUGUAUCUAUAAUCCCACCACUAGACAGCUCUUGACCUUACCCGCUAUAAAAUCCGACAUCAUUGCUCAACAAGGUGAAAGGAAGGAUAUCCGGUAUUAUAUCGGACACGAUCCUGUUAAUGAUCAAUACAAACUAGUCUGCACGAUUGUGACAUCCUCUGCAUUUUUCAAAAAUGUAAAGUCAGAGCAUUGGGUCUUUGUACUAGAGGCGGGAGGUUCGUGGAGAAAGGUUGUUCCGCUGGAGAAUUACCAUCCUCAUGCUCCUGCCACAGUAGGACAGUUUAUCAAUGGAUCGGUAGUACAUUAUAUGGCUUGGCUUGAUAUGGAAACUUGUGCUGUUGUGAGUUUUGACAUGACGUCUGAAGAGUUGACUACCAUCCUAGUACCUCAGGAAGCCGGGGAUGUGGCUCUGCCUGCAGCUAGGAUGAAGGCGGGUCUUAUAGAGUAUGAUGGGAUAAUAGCUGUUUUCGAUCAUACCCACCUCAAAGAAAAGUGUUUGGUGGAUUUAUGGGUAUUGAAAGACGCUGGGAAGAAGGAAUGGUCGAAGAAGAGGCUGUUUUUAAAGCCUUGUCAAAAGCAUUUAGUCCAUGAUGACAUUGAACUGAUCGUAAAAGGUACAACUCAAGAUGGCAAGGUUAUCUUGGCACCGAUGAAGAUGCAUUCUCAAUUCUAUAUUUUGUGUUACGAUAUGGUAAGCAAUGACCUGAGGAAGGUUAAAAUCAAAGGAGUACUAGACAUUUGGUUUGGUAAGGAGUGCUAUUUCGACUUGAAGUACUCUAAGGAUGAGAGUGAGGCCGUCAUCUACUUGGAAACUUGACCAUUGACUUUGUUUGUCUAGCUGUUUAAGAAAAUACAACUGAGUUAAAAAAUUGUUUUUGCAAAAGAGUUAAUUUAAUUUUCUAAAAUAUGUAAAGAAAUGUUUCUCAGAACGAGCUUAGUCUCUUACUUAAAUGCUUUGCUUCAAGCAGUCUCACAACAUCUUAAGAAGAAUAGAAUCUCUCUGUAAAAGCUUGUAAUUACAUCCCUUCUCUUUCAUUAUCAGUCAUAAUGUUCUCAAUAUUUCUUUUGUAUUGUGAAGAGAGAUUAGUCCCUUGAACUUGGAUCGUUUAUAUUAUUAAUCAUGAACACAAAAGAGAAUGAGUCUAUUUAUUGACAGAUCCAUAUGCAAGACCUUUUAUACAUCCAAAGUCAACCAAUGUCAACAUCUUAUGUUCACUGAUAAAAAAUGUCAGUCUGAUAUAGAUGACCUUUUCUACAAGCAUGUCUCUCAGUUUGCACAAUUAAUUUGUUAGGAUGGUCAUAAUUGUCUGUUGUUGGUGUGAGGCUUAAACUAAUUCAUUAAACUAAUUAGUUUAAACAGAGACAGACUCAAAUUAAAACAAGAUUUGGACUCAAAAACAACUCAUGAUCUGAUCAAUGUCUCUGAUAUAUACACACGUCACCACAGUUAUAAGAGACUUGAGUCC